AUGACCAGGUCAUCACACUCCACCCUCGGUAGCAUGGGCAACCCCAUCCAACUGUGGAACAAGUCCGAGCUGGAGGCCUUGUGUAAUCACAUUGAAAAGGUCCUGGAGAACUUCCAGCCUCCUCCCGCCAAAGUAGCCCCCAUCUUGGGGAAACACCUUGAAGGCAAAGGAGCUAUCACCUUCCAAGCCCUCCCCGCUCAUGAGCAAGGGGAUCUCACCCAUGUAAAAGCCUUCAAAAUCACCCCUGACAGAAAGGACGGAACUGUUCUGAUCAGAUGGACCACUCCAUGUGAGAGCUGGGGAUCUUCAAUGAAAGAGGUAGUUGUAGAGUACUGCAAAGGGCAGCACGAGAAGGUCAGCAGCUGCGAAACAACUAGUGUCAGAGGAUUGAUUGCUACGUCAGCCAGCGACUGCCUCAACGACGUCAUUCUGUCUGGGCUGUCACCGGCCACCAAAUAUACUGUCUGGAUUUUCUUGGGUUCAUCCCAAGAGCUUUCUUCCCAGAGGUCACGUCGUCGCGUCUUUACAACGCAGAUGACAAAGGAGAUGAGACGUCUGGAGACAUGGACAAUCAUUUUCGUGUCUAUUGGCUGUCUGACAUUUGUAGCUGCAAUUGUUGCUCUCGGGAGAGCAGUAGCUUGGAAAGCCAUGGAAAUUAUUAAGGACUGGGAAACUCAACCACAAUUACCUGCGGCCAUAGCUGAUUGUGUUGGAAAGUACCAGGGAGAUCUGGGCAGAAUGAACAAUGAUUUAUUUAGCAUUCUUGCCAGUGGAAGUGAUUUUGGAAAAGAACAGAGGGCAAGUGAGAUGAUCACCGAUGAAGACCAAACGAGGAAUUUGGCGCCUGCCAAGUCUGGUGGGAAAAGCUUUGAAACCUCGACUCCAGUCUCUGACGAAAUUCUAACAGUGAUCCAAGAAGGACGACGCAGUCAUAAUCGUCAGUGGUCAAGUCUAGAUAACCUUUCACCAGGUCGUUGUUACCAAAUCCAGGCCAGCUAUCAUCAGGCGGAGAUGAGUAAAUCAAGUUUGGAAUGUGUUAUGCCAUGUCUAAUGGGAAACAGAGCUCGACCUUGCAUUUGCCAUCACCAAUUUAUCGGGGAAAGUACUUGCUUGUUAAUGUCAGACCAUCUUGAAAAGUACGAAUACGUUAAUCCAUUUGAAGUACGAGCAAUGAAAACAAACUAUAACAUGAAAUCAAACUGUCGAGGUUUGAAUAUUUCUUUAAAAAAUGACUGUUUUGGCAGCACCAGUCGUCCUUCAGCUAUCCAACGCAACCUUCACAACAAGGAAGAUGUUGUUUUAGUAUCCAGCGAAACUUCAAAACAAGCGGCUGCCGUCUCUCAUUUCUCUCACGGUUAUCUAACUUUAAGGGAGCUGAGCACUUUCCAGCCAAUGAGGAAGUUAGAGCAAGAGAUUUCGGAGGAUGACGCGAAGAGAUAUCCGGUGAAAGAACCUGACGCGACGGAAGAAGACUUCAUCCCCAAAGGAUACUGCAGACUGGAUUCCUUUUUUCCUAUCAUAUCUUAAAUUACGAUUGUCCACUAAUCUCUAGCUACCCUCGCACACAGAGCUACAAAGCCUCUCUCUCUCUCUCCCUCUCUCUCUCUCUCUCACUUUUUUUUUCUCUCUAUGAAAUAUUUGGAAGGCUUUAAAGCAUGUGUUGAGGGGAGUGUUCGUGUCAUGUCCUUAUUAACAAAAUAUCAGAGAGAGAGAGACAGAGAGAGAGAGACAGAGAGAGAGAGAGAGAGAGAGAGAGAGAAUAAAACAAUUUUUGAUUUGGAAACUACAUUACGACUGCUGGAGAAAAUUUCUCUUAUAAAAAUUCGUUAUUUCUCGUGAGAGGAAUAUGGCAGCGUCCAUUCAGUGAACAGCAAGAUAACCAUUGAAGACAAUAUCCACCUCUGAACUGUGUGCUUGAUUCAGUUUUCCCUUCCCGUUGUAUAUUUCUUGGAUUAUGGUUUCACAAAAUUACUUCUGCCAUAACAGCACUCACUGGCACGAAAAUCUAGAAGCCAUUAUCCGAAUCAUAACAGUAUAAAUCAUUUAUAUGUUUUCUCAAAAACUGCACUCUUGGAGCAAGCUUCAUUAUUUUUUCUUUUGGUACAAAGUGGUGCAUGAGGGCUCAAAUAAUCGUGGUGUCAAAUGUUAACCCCCGCCAUUUCUUGCAACGAGCUGUGUCAUUUCCCAGCAUCUCCUUCUCCAAGCACACGGUGCUCUCACAUUGGUUACACUCUCAACCCAAAUAAAGGCAGAAAAAAGGAAAUCCUUUUCUCCAAAAUGACUUCCUUGUACAAGAGUUAAACCUAUAUACCAUAUUUAAUAUUAAUAUUGCCACAUUUCUUAAUUUUGUUACAUCAAAUGAAGUAGCUUAUGAAUGUACCAAGAUAUAUACAGUAUUAUACUACCAGUAAAAGUUCAUCAUUAACACUGUACACACAAGUUGUCUACUUUAAUAUUCCUGUGAAUAUUAUCAGGUUGUACUACUCCUCCAUUUUGCAGUAGCCCAUUAAUUGUAUUUCUUGCAUGGUUCCAGAUGAAUUUUGAAUGUAUUACAAGAAUGACUACUACUACUACUAUUACUAAUAUGAUGAUGAUAAUGAUGAACUGUGGGGGUCGAAAUUAUUUAGAAUAUAGAAGAUGUUAAAGAUUCGAUAACUGAAGAUGUACUGUUAAGAAUUUAGAAAAAAAUUCAAUGCAUUUUGGAAACUUUCCCUGUCCAAAGAGAAUGUACUGUAAACGGCUCCCUAGGCUUUGGAAGGUGGGGAUGAACAGGGUAUGACCGAAGCAUCUCUCGAAUAGCAUCCGUCAGACACAGAAGUCCACAUUAUGGCCAUUAUUCCGCUAAUGUACUGUAUUACAAUUGCUUUGAUUCUGUGAUGAAAAAAUACGGUCCUCUUUUCUGAGACAACGUGGUGCCAAAGUCCUAUACGUAUACCUGAUGUGGGUCAUUACCAGCCUUUUAAUUUCUUAUGGUUAUUGAUAGCUCCUCCUUGUAAUUGCAUGGCAUGAGAAUCUUCUUGCCUUAUUCAUUGUCAUCAUCUCAGUAUAUAAUGCAUGAGCUAUGUAGCAUUUUGAGGUCACCAUACAUUAUUUGAAAGUUAAUGACUUGCAGUUUUAAAAAAAAUAUGGAGGAAAUAUUUCUGAGCAUUUUUAGUGCAAGAUUCAAGAUGGCGUUCAAGAAGGAAGCCAAAUGUUGAAUCAUCUUUAUUGAUGAUUUUAAAUAAGUUGAAUAUACAGGUAUGUUAAUCUCAAACAUAUUUUUCAUUACUCAGAAGAGAAGUCUGAAUGUAAACGAGAUGCAAAGAUUUUAUACCACAAGUUGGUAAAGUUGGAAUAUGCUAUUUUGAUUGUUGUUUGGGGAGAAGUGCUGAAGCAUUUUGUAGUGUAUGUAUGCCUUAAUGUCUUAAAAGAAGCAGUUUCCUGUAAUAUGCUGUAUCUGCAACUCUUGGGAACGUUCUGUGUAUUGCCACCAAUUUUGUUGUUGUAGUCACUGUAUAGCAUAGAAGCGGGUGACUUGACUUGAAGGAAUAGAGAUGUGCCCAGGAACUUAGCCAACCUCCAUAACCUUACCAUGUCAAGGCAUAAAUUGCGCAAUGGCAACAAGGGCUGCUCACCAGGAUAUAGUAUGUACCUGGCACAAUCUGAAAACAGUUCUCAAAUAAGAAAACUAUAGGUGCAAGCUUAAAUUUAUGUAGAUGGAUCAAUUGAUCCAAUAAUGAUAGCUAUGCCUUCAGUUCCUCCAGAACUACAGAUAAAGAUCAGAUGUAGCUGUAAAGUAAACGUAUGUUUCAUGAAGCUGUUUUAAAAGUAUACCUUGUACAGUUCACUGUAAAUGUCAUGAGGAAUGCAAUAAUUGUGCAAACACUAAAGGCUAGGUAGAUAAUGAUGAUGAUGAGGAGGAGGAGAAUUCUGACAAUGUGUCACUGGCCUCCGGUAAUGUUUACAGCAACAUAUUCUCUGUUAUUAUUUUUUGUGUAUGGAUAAUGCUUCUGUACUACAUUAUGAAUGAUUACAGGUGUUAAUGAUCAGCAUCUAUGAUCAAGGAAAACUAUUUUAUUGCAAAUGUAUCAAUAUUCUUUAAACAGUCUAAUUAUAUUGUGUUAUUGUUUUUUUGUACACACACACACACACACAC
This is a messenger RNA of Macrobrachium nipponense, 4135 nucleotides long. RefSeq lists its product as uncharacterized. The transcript has 7 exons. The coding region runs from base 1 to 1527 and encodes 508 amino acids. Gene Ontology annotation, molecular function: protein binding. The record is from RefSeq and is a predicted model, not a curated record. Lineage: Eukaryota; Metazoa; Arthropoda; Malacostraca; Decapoda; Palaemonidae.